AUGUUUCCGGCGGUUGAUCAGGUAUUACCGGUGAUGGAAGAAUACUGUUUGGUGGUUGAUCAGGAAUCACUGGUGAUGGCAGAAAACUGUAUCACUGGCGGCUCGUCUGAUGGCGGAAAAAUGGGGACAAGUGGUGUAGCUGGAGGCAAAUUUUGUUCCGGCGGCGGAAGAGUAAAGAAUGGAGGUGGUGAAAAUAUGGGGACAAGUGGUGUAGCUGGGGGAAAAUCUUGUUCUGGUGGAGAAAAUAUGGGGACAAGUGGAGUUUGCGGUGGAAAAUCUGGAGGGGAUAACCAUGGGAAGACAGGUUCCUCCGGUGGAGGUGGCGAAGCAACUAGUGGUGGAGGAAAUAUUAUGAAGGGAGGAGAUUCUGGAGGAGGUGGAGAUGGAACUAAAGGUGGUGGUGGAAUUGGCGGCGGGGAAGAAGGUGGUGGUGGAGAUGGAACUAACGGAGGAGGUGGUGAAACUGGAGGGGAGGCUGGUGGUGGUGAAGCUGGAGGAGAGGCUGAUGGUGGUGAUGGCGGAGGAGAAGAGACUACUGGUGGUGGUGAUGGUGUUACAGCCGGUGGAGGAGAGGAGACAACUGGCGGAGGUGAUGGCGUUACAAGCGGCGGAGGUGAAGGUGUUACAAGCGGCGGAG
Nicotiana tabacum (common tobacco) is the source of this 637-nucleotide messenger RNA. Lineage: Eukaryota; Viridiplantae; Streptophyta; Magnoliopsida; Solanales; Solanaceae. The record is from RefSeq and is a predicted model, not a curated record.